Molecule: messenger RNA, 165 nt
Organism: Colletotrichum orchidophilum
Lineage: Eukaryota; Fungi; Ascomycota; Sordariomycetes; Glomerellales; Glomerellaceae
Exons: 1
Coding region: 1-165 (54 amino acids)
Source: RefSeq, a predicted model, not a curated record
AUGGCCGUCGCGGGUCCCUGCGCCCACUCGUUCAAGAUGAUCAAGUCGGACAGCACUUUGAUCCAAUGGACCUGCAACCUUUGCCAUUCUGGACCCCACUGGAGCAUUUUCGAGUGCCGGUAUUGCAAGCUUCACACCUGCCGGCCCUGCACCCAAAACGCCUGA